Thlaspi arvense is the source of this 2685-nucleotide messenger RNA. The record is from the annotation of a GenBank genome assembly. NCBI's taxonomy places the organism in Eukaryota, Viridiplantae, Streptophyta, Magnoliopsida, Brassicales, Brassicaceae.
AUGACGAUGAAUCCAAACCGCCAUUUUUGCCCAACAGCUGUUAAUUCCUUGGGAAGCUCCUUCUGCGAGUUCCAUGGAAACAGUUCCUUUCGAUUCUUAAGGUACGGCUCAUCAAUUUCGCUCAGGUCACAUAACGGUGCUGCACCAAGUGAUGAAAUUUCAUCGAGGAGAUUCGGUUUCUCUACUAUGAAAAGGGUUAAGAGAUUAUCUUGUGAUGGUAAUAGUAGCAGUAGGAAUGAGAAUUGGAACAGAACCCAGAAGCAGAAUCAGUUUAAACCUGCAAAGGUAGUGUUGAAUCAUCGUAAAGGAGAGAGCUUUUCGGAUUUAAGGGUCACGAGUGGUGAAAACAGUAGUGGAAUUAGCGAUGGUGGUGGGAGUAGUACAAUGGAGAGGAUUGUUGAGAAAUUGAAAAAGUUCGGAUUCGUGGAUGAUGAUCAGUUUCAAGAUGAUGAAACUGAACAAGAGAGGAGGAAGGUGGACGAAUUCGGUUUUCAAGAAGAGAACAUGGAGAACACGAGAGGCGGAUACUCAGAAGAAUCGCCGUUUGGUGCCUAUGGAAGCAAUGGAGAAGUUAAGUUUCCUUGGGAAAAAGUGAGUUCUAGGGAGAAUAAGGAGCUGAUAAAUGGAGAGUGGACGGCGAAGAAGGAGAGUAGAUACUCGCUCGCGGAGAUGACUCUACCGGAAUCAGAGCUUAACCGGUUGAGGAAUGUGAUGUUUAGAACAAAGAGCAAGAUGAGAGUUAAAGGUGCAGGUGUUACCCAGGCUGUGGUAGAUGCAAUUCAUGAGAAGUGGAAGAGCUCAGAGAUUGUGAGACUAAAGAUCGAAGGUUCAAAUGCGCUCAACAUGAGACGGAUGCAUGAGAUAUUAGAGAGAAAAACUGGUGGUUUGGUGAUAUGGAGGUCAGGGACUUCAAUCUCCUUGUACAAAUACAAAAACAACAGCAACGAGGAUGCCUCAGUGAAACACAAGCAGCAAAUAUACAGAAGAGCAGAGACAUCUCCGUUGUCCUUACCUACGAGUGCAAGUACAAUGGAUCAUAGUGUUCAACAAGUGCAUCUUCCUCAGCUAGAGAAGGAGACACCUCAACAAGAUAGGAGACCGCAACAAGAAGUAGAAUAUGAAGAUGAGAUAAAUGAACUGUUAGAGGGUCUUGGUCCUCGGUACACAGACUGGCAGGGAGGUUAUCCGUUACCCGUUGAUGCUGAUUUGCUUCCAGGGAUCGUUCCUGGUUACGAACCUCCUUUCAGGGUACUACCUUAUGGAGUGAGGUCAACUCUGGGACAAAAGGAGGCGACUUCGUUAAGAAGACUUGCUACGGUUCUUCCUCCACACUUUGCUUUAGGUCGAAGUAGACAGAUGCAAGGGUUGGCAACAGCCAUGGUUAAGUUAUGGGAAAGGAGUUUGAUUGCUAAGGUUGCGCUUAAACGUGGUGUACAGUUAACUACCAGUGAGAGAAUGGCUGAGGACAUCAAGAGAUUGACGGGAGGUAUGCUGCUGUCAAGGAACAAAGACUUCUUGGUUUUCUACAGAGGAAAGAGUUUUUUGUCACCAGAAGUAGCUGAAGCAUUGGUGGAGAAGGAGAGGCUUGCAAGGACUUUGCAAGACGAAGAGGAACAGGCACGUCUAAGAGCUUCAUCGGCUCUGGUUGUCACAAGUAUUAAAGCUAAUCAAAACCUUGUUUCGACCGGUACUCUUGGAGAAACUCUGGAUGCAAGUAGUAAGUGGGGAAAGAAUCUGGAUGAUGCUGAUCAUGUGGAGGAAGUGAAACAAGAGGCUGAGAAACAGAGGUCUGCGAAUCUUGUCAGGAAGUUGGAAAGGAAACUCGCUUUCGCUGAGAAAAGGCUGCUGAAAGCUGAACGGGCUUUGGCUAAGGUGGAGGAAUCUCUGAAGCCAGCAGAGCCUAGAACAGACGUCGAGGGCAUAACUGAGGAAGAGAGGCUGAUGAUGAAGUCAAGUAUGUUGGACCUAUGUGUUGUCGACUUGUCUGAGAAACUUGAAUUGAUUGCGUCAGGUCGAAGAGGAGUGUUUGAUGGUACUGUGGAGAACAUGCACUUACACUGGAAAUACCGAGAGCUGAUCAAGAUUCUUGUGAAGGCUAAAAGUUUUGAGGGUGCCAAGAAAGUGGCGAUGGCCCUUGAAGCCGAGAGUGGAGGUGUCCUUGUUUCUGUUGACAAGAUUUCCAAAGGCUAUGCCAUUAUCGUGUACAGAGGAAAAGACUAUAAGCGUCCUUCCCAGAUGAGGCCUAAAAACCUCUUGACAAAGAGGAAAGCUUUGGCGCGUUCUCUUGAGCUCCAAAGACGCCAGGCUAUUAUAGAACAUAUUGCAGCGGUACAGGCGAGAACAGAGCAGCUGAGAGCUGAAAUUGCACAAGUGGAACUUGCAAAAGACAAGGGAGAUGAAGUUUUGUACAACAAGCUUGACAUGACUUAUUCUUCCGGGGACGAGGAGACGGAUGAAGGAGAUGACACGUAUUUAGAUACAUAUGAAGACGAGGGAGAGGAUGGUGAAGAAGGAGGUGAGAUUCAGGCCAAGAGUUUACUAUCUGAUGUUGAAUUUGAGUCAGACGAUGAAGACUGGGAUCCAGAUGAAUCAGACACUGAGUUUGGUUCUGAUUCUGCAUCCUCCACAACAGCAGAAGCAACCUCUGUAGAUCUGCCUAACGUGGAACUUCAUUUGCAACCAUAA